UGUUGCGGUGCCGUGCGUGCCGUCGCCAUUUGCAAUCGCUCGCCAAGGGCUAGCGCACGGCAGGUACGGCACACGCGGUCGCCGUCCCACGCCGUCCGCCCUUCUCAAGCCUAUCGUUCUCGCGGUCUCGCGAUGCUCUACUCUGAGUCCGCCGUCCGCUAAUGCCCACCGUCGACCGCUGCGUAUAGCGCUCGGCAGAUCAGUUUGCGGCGUGCACGAUGGGCUACUUGUAACCGACGCCAAAUGGAGCCUUUCGUCGGCCACCUGGAAUAGCUCGUCGCGCUGUUCUACUGCGUACCGAAGACCAGCGUGCCAGGAUCUGUUCGGAUCCCCUCUUCCGCGCCACCCCUCUCGUCCGUUUGCCCAGCACAGUUCACCCCCCGCGCAGAUAUGGCCUCCUCUAACCGCGGCAUCCAGAUUGGCUCCGGCUGGUUUCAGACCAAGAUCAACCUCAGGCCGCAACACCGAGGUGUUCAUCUUGUCACCGAGGAGAUCCUCAGGCAGGUCCCGGAGCUCUGCCAAUUUUCCAUUGGCCUCUGCCAUAUUCAAAUUCUCCAUACCUCGGCUAGUUUAGCAUUAAAUGAGAGUUGGGAUCCGGAUGUGAGAGACGACAUGGAGAUGAUGCUUAACAAAAUAGUUCCUGAGGGAUUGGAGUAUAGGCAUAGCUGUGAAGGGCCAGACGACAUGCCAGCACAUGUGAAGGCCUGCUUCCUGGGUUCCUCGCUGAGCAUCCCAAUUACGGAUGGCAAGCUGGCGUUGGGCACGUGGCAGGGCAUCUGGUUCUGUGAGCACCGGAACCACGCUGGCAGCCGCAAGUUGGUGGUGACGCUGACCGGUGUCCUGAGGGACUCGGCGCGUAGCCCUCUCAGCCCGGUCAGCCCCAUCGCCUCUACCAGCAGCUAGGACCACUCGCACCCCCGAAGGCGUGGCAAGCGUCAGCUGCGCGCGUCCACUUCGAGCGACUCGAGCUAGCAGCCGCUUUAAACCCUAGUCAACUUCUAAGAGUACAAUCCAUUGAGGAAGAAUGAGCCGGAUAUCUCGCGGAUCCAACUAUCGCUCGGGGAGAAACAGCGGGUAAUCAGGCGCAUCCUCGAUGAGCAAGUGGACACACCGCUCAGAGCGCACGUCGCGUUCACGAAUUCUGUGCGUGUGCGCGUGUGUUAACUGGGUUCCGUUCAUGUCUCCGAUGUCAUUCCGCAAGGAUGUUUCUUCUUGUUCGAGUGACGGACGAGCCAGAAACUCGAGGGGUUGCGAAGAGUCUUGCGUGUUCUCUUGUUCUUGUAGUACGGAUUAAUUCAGAUUUUAACGAAACCCUACCGCUUGAAUAUUGACCGAUAUUAACGGAUCGUUGGAAGUCUGGAUUCAAUACCCGAAGAUCCAGGAGCUAAGAUUACGGGCAUUGUGAGUUCCUUCGGCCGCCGAGAGAGAAGUCCCAGGAUCCCCGCGGAGCACGUUAUAUACCACGGAAGCUCUGGAACCUUUGCAACAACUCAGAAUGCCCCGCUCGUUCCUUCAUUCCCGGCUUUCUGGCUCGCGUUGAUCACGCGGGACAUCUGGUAUAUCACAUGAAUAAUAAUAAAAAAAAGCGAAGAGAGAGAUAUAUAGGAGAUAGAGAGAGAAAGAGAGAGAGAGAGAGAGGAAAGGAGAAACGGAAAAAAAACUGCCACGGCGAACGCGCGUUAUCGCACGCGUCGCACGUAAAUAAAACGAAUUAAAUGCGAGUAUCCAGCGCUCUUCCGCCUCGCUCUUGAAGAUAGAAGAAAAGCAGAAAAGGCACAUAUUCUGUGGGAAGCAAUCGGAGAGGAAGAAGGACAGAUAGAAAAAGGAAGAACGAAUCUAUGCAUUCCGGUAACGCGUCCAAUACUCCGAAUUUACGUAGCUUUAUUUAGGAGACCCUUUUGUAUAAACGAAGUUGACGGACACGAGCAGCCGUGCGAGGACUCGCAUCUUUUUUUACACUCGGCUAUCUUUGAGCUGUCCCAAAACGAGAGGCAAAGAGAGGGUAAGGGAAUUUUAGAAAAAAAAAGAGAAAGAGAGUAAAAGGAGUGAGAGAGCGUGAGGUACGCGUUGCGAACUUUCUGACUCGUCGCUUUAAACGAUUAGAAGCUAAAUCUAAUUGCUCGCACGAACAAUGACGUUUCCAUCGCAUUGGGGGUGUACAUAUACAUACAUAGGGAAAGUUCGGCGAUGAUUCUCUACUGCUGUGCGCGUCUCCGCUAGGGUUAUAACGUAUGUUACACCAUCACGGGCACGUAACGCGAUUGCAUUCUACGUUGAAUUAUAGCGCGUUGUAACUAAGGUAACGUUACUAGGUACAUUGGAGAGUCGGUUGCACCAACACCCGCCCACGAUAAUUUAUAUUACAUUUGUGGUUGUAUGUAUAUAUAUCCUAUAACGCGUUUCUUUAUUUUAUAAUAAUAUUAAAACUUUUACAAAUUGUACAAAUUAGGCUGUUUUUUUUUUUUUUUUAUUAUAUAUCCCAGAGAUACUAUUUAAUACUCAUUAUAUAUAACAUUAGAGAGCAAAAUCUGAGUUACUUGUGUAGCAUUUUAAUUCAGUCGUCUAAGCUUCGAAAAUUCGAACUGUCCUAUUUAAUUGGCUUAAAAGUGGGACUGGAUUCAGAAGAUUAGUUUAAUUUAUAUAAAAAGACAAUUCUCACAAUAUUUAAUCAAUCAAAAGUAAUUGAUGUCGAUUCCUUCUCUAUUAAAUUUUUUAUUCGAUCGUCAGUUAUCCUAAACUUUUCUUAGUUACGGCUGUCAGUGCAACUGACCUUUAUUAAGAGACCACUUCCGAAGAUCAAGAGCGUAAGGCGUCGUUUUAAAAGAUCCAGCACUGCGGUGAAGUAUAACGUUGGAUCGUCACGAGGACAGCUGCGUCGAUUUCGCAAAAGUCUUCGAAUUGCUGGUUCUUUGAUUUAGGAAUUUGGAAAAAAACUCCAGUAUCGCAAUUCUUGGUUAUACUUCCGAAAAAAAAGAAGAUUCACUCUCUGAUUUUUAUGAAAUUUGACGAAAAUGUCCUCCAAAUGACUCCAAAAAUGAAUAUAUGUGAAAGGCUUUUUGGCGCAAAGGAAAAUAAGCCGAGAUAAUGUUGAAAUUACGAGAGUAAUUAUUUUCAGAAAAAAUUUGCACAAUUAUGGAUAUAUAGAAUAAUUUUCACUUCGAGAUACGUUUUAAUGAUCGAUGUUUCAACGUGCAAUCUAAAGUAAGAAUCGCUUCUGUUUGAUGACACGUUUUAACAUUAUUCUGAUUUAUCGGGAUUGUAUUUUAAUCCUCGGCCUUUGGGUAUCCAAACAAUAUCCUCGUUUUCCCUAUCGUUCAUGAAAGUUAUUGAGAAGAAAAAGCCGGCCGAGGCGAUCUUCGUGACGAAUCGACAGAGAGCUUCUUACUCACACGAUGUUAUUAAACUGAAGCUUACUAUGAGCUUGCCGCAGCGUGUCGUUGAAAUGGACAGGCAGGCGAACAGGCAGAACAGGCGUUGUCGUUGUUUAGUUGUUAAUCUUCAACGUACAUAGGCGUGCAAAAGAAAAAAAAAAGAACGCGUCGUCGUCCAUUACGUGAUUAAAUGGACCUAUGCUUUAAUGUAAAGUACGUCUCUAUCUAUACAGUUCACAUAGCUUAAACAAAAAAAUGAAAAAAACAUUAUCGGAGCUCAAAGUAUAAUAUAAUGUAAUGUAAUGUAAUGUAAUGUAAUGGUACACCAUCGAGAUUGCCGUACGUACGAUCGCUCCUACGAACAUACGCAAACAAACACACACACAGGUGGCAGGAGGGGGAUAGACGAGGAAAAGGCUCACACACAUAUGCACAAAGGCGAUCUACGAUCCUCUCCACGGCCCCCUCGUCCUUGCGCGUAUCCUCGCGAGCGCGCGACUUACAUAGGUUCAAUAGCCAACGUACCAAGUUCGUGGUUUAAGGCGAGACGGUAGCAUUUUAAUCUGUACACACGUAUAUUGUAAAUAAUAACAAUAACAUUUUGCCGAACUCAAGGCGAGGCUGCGUUCUCGAGAGAAAGAUUAGGGGAGAAGAGGUAUAUAUAUAUAUAUGUUCAGCGCGCGCGAUAUCCGAGGAGCAUCCAGAACUUAGCGGUUCUACGAACUCGCGGAUCUCCUUUGUUCGGAUUCGUUAUGAUUCACCGUUAGCUUUGAUUCUCUUUCCGUUAUUUGGGAACCUAAAAAAGAAGGGGAAAUUUUUACGGCUAGAAUUUUAUUCGUAUUCUAAUGGUCAUUUCUUCGAAGUAAUUUCGCCAUGCGCGCGCGCGCGAAUCUUUAUAACUGAAAUUCUCGCAACAUUAAUAUUUGUCUCUGAUUUUGCGGAAUUUUAAGUUCUUGCGAGUAAUUUUUUGUCGAAACAUCGCAGUCUUCGGACAACUCGGGCAUUUAGAACAUCGAGAGAUUUUGGGUUCAGCGAAUCUCCCAGGUCUUUUCAACGAUGGAAAAGAUCUUGGAGGAAAUCUCUUGAUUUUCUUCAAUAUCUUUACGGAUCUUUGUAAAUCUCGGGACCUCGAGUCUCUAAAAGUUUGGAUCCUCGAAACUCGAGCUCCUUUCGAUGCGUUGUAUAAAGCUAUAAAGGUCACAAUCACUUGUAUUUUGCCAAAAUUGAAUUAUCAGCGAGAGAGAAAAGAAAAUUCAUUUUUCCAGGCGUAGGCUUCCGCUUGCGCAGCGAACGCGGAUCUAAUUAUUGCAACGCAUGCAGGCUCCGUCAGUCCCUCUUUGCACUCUUGCGUAAGUAAAAAUAUUUUCUACCGUUUAGAAAUAAAGAACUGUUACAACACGAA
This is a messenger RNA of Dinoponera quadriceps, 4773 nucleotides long. Its product is annotated as UPF0047 protein YjbQ. The coding region runs from base 391 to 903 and encodes 170 amino acids. The record is from RefSeq and is a predicted model, not a curated record. NCBI's taxonomy places the organism in Eukaryota, Metazoa, Arthropoda, Insecta, Hymenoptera, Formicidae. The transcript has 4 exons.